Messenger RNA from Lucilia sericata (common green bottle fly), 3995 nucleotides. RefSeq lists its product as uncharacterized. Bases 465 to 3881 code for a protein of 1138 amino acids. The transcript has 3 exons. The record is from RefSeq and is a predicted model, not a curated record. NCBI's taxonomy places the organism in Eukaryota, Metazoa, Arthropoda, Insecta, Diptera, Calliphoridae.
GAAAAACGCAUACAUUUUUCUCUUGAUAAAUUUUCCAAUUAUUUUUUGGUAAAAUUAUUAUAUUUAAAUAACUAAAAAAUGCCAAAAAUUUAGACAUUAAUAAGAAUUGAAAACUCUAGUUUAUAGAAAAAGUGAAAUUAAAGUAAUUGUUUAUGUUUAAUAUAACAAUUUUUGUGAUCAAAAUUUUACAGCAGCAACGACGGUGAACACUACGCAAUAUACACAAAGAACACACAAAAAGUGCGACAGACAAAAAACUUAUUAUUGCGCUAGUGUUACGUACCAACAGACACACGGUCAAAAGUUUGCCAAUUUUGUAAGGGUGUUAAAAACAAUAGAAAAAAACUAAAUAAAAUUAAUUUUAUUUAAAAAAAAAACUUGCGUUAAUAGAAUUUUACGGUCGUUUUGUUAAAUUUUUAAAGAAAAGUUUAUAAAUACAGUGUUUAUUAAAAAAAAACUAAACAAUGAAUAUAAUACCCGGUGAACCAGUGCCACCUGGUUUCGAAGAUGAGGUAAAUCGGCAGCCUCAAAUACAGGCCUCGAUAGAUCAGUAUAAGGGCAAUGCCUUGAUAGGCAUUGAAUACACCAUAGAACUGCACGAAGAUGAUCGCCAUGAACCGGGCUAUUUGUGUACAUUGUGUGAUAAACGUGGUGAUCCACGUACCAUUAUAAAUCACUGGUGUUCCUUUAAUCAUCGCAUGAAGUAUUUAGAAAAGCAUUAUCCCUCGGCCGUAAGGGAAUGUCAACCGGUUAAGUACAAACCCAAUUCGCAUAAUAUCAUGAUAUUGAUUGUACAACGUUUAGCCGAAGCCAUUGAAGAUCAUCAUGGACGCUUGCUGGUAUCGGUUAUGAAUGCUGAUGAUUUUCGCAAGCGCAAAACCAUUUUAACCGAACAAAUUAUGAAAAAGAAACAUUUCGAUGAAAAAAAUGGACCAAAUUUUCUAAAUGCCAUUGAUCGCACCCUGUGGGAACAAAAGCCUCCCUUUAAGAAACAUGAGAUUAAUAAGGCCCCCAAACGGGUAAACAAUAAUUCACCGGCUAAUGAUAUAUUGGCCGUUAAAGAUGGUUUAGAUGAAAUAUCAUCGGAUUCUGAUAAUCAAGAUACGGUGAAAAAACCCAAACUAACACGUGGUCAGCAGCCGGCAUUUACUAAUAAAAAGCGCGAUUCACCUCUUAACUCAGAAGAGCCAGAGAAAAAGUUACCCACUCCCAAGGAACUGUCUUUGCAGGCUUCUCACAUUGCUCAAGAACGUUAUAAAUGGGAAAAAUAUCGUUGUAUGUUGGAAAUACAACUAAAACAAAUGGAAAAAAUACAGGCGGACUAUGAAAAAGCUCCCGAAAAACAUCCUCAUUAUCCGGAGGAAUGGAAAAAAUUCUGGAAUCGCCGCUAUAAAGAAUUACAGGCCGAAAAGAAAGUUGAUCCCAAUAAAUAUGACUACAAACCAGAAUGGAUUGUAUUCUGGACAAAACGUAUGAAGGAACUUUUCAAUGCAGAGGUAGAUAAAAAGAAAAAAGAGAUUAAAAUCAAACUGGGACUACCCGAAGAUGCUGAGGAAAAGGUGGAUCAACUUAAAGAAAAAUAUAAACUGCCGGUAAAUCGCUUGCCAAACAAAUCAAAUCCCCGGGGUGGUCCGGCAGCAGAUGUUAUUGAUAUUAGUGAUGAUGACUCUCCUCAUCACAGCCGUUACUCUAGAUCAAGACGAUCACGCACUAGAUCGCGUUCACGUUCUCCACGCGGUCCACGUCAUCGUGAUUAUAGACGUUCGCGUUCUCGUUCACGCUCCCGUUCACGCUCACGUUCUCGUUCUCUUUCACCAUUUUCAGAUGAAUUUGAACCGUCCAGCUCUAGCAAACACUUACACAAGAAACAUCAUAAUCCCAUACGGCCUUAUGGUGUAGAACAUCCUCCUUCAGAUUAUUAUCCUUAUGCGCGUGUUUCACGUUAUCCACCAACCAGCACCGUGCCACCACACUAUCCACCACCCACGGCUCACUAUCGCGUUUUAGAUUCUAGCAAAAUACCCAAAUAUCAAGAACCUGAGUAUAGACAGUCCAAAGAACCUAAAGAAGAACCCAAAGAAGAAGAACCCGAAGGACCACUAACCGUUGUUGCUGUCUUGCGUCUGCUAACCGCACUCGAAGAACAUUUGGGUAGUUUGGGUCCCAAAGUGGUGGAUAUGUUGGGUAAAGCUUUGGCUUUAGAAAAACUCAAAGGCAAUUCAUCAGAUGAUUUACUAAUGAACGAUGAUCAUUGUGUUUUCUUCGAAACCAUAAAGGAAAAACUAAAAGGUUUACUUAUUGCCGACGUCUUGGACGAUCAGCAAAAAGUGAGAGCUGUUAAAAGGGCCAUUAAAAAUAUAGCAGCUCUUAUACAUCAGGUCACCACUAAAGGACCCUCUACGGACUCCAGCUCUAAAGAUAAAACUGAAAACAACAAUGAUGGUGCGAGCAACAUAGCUAAAAAGACACUAAAUAAGAAUGCAACUGGACCGAAUAUUAAAGAUUUACCCUUUGAUCGUCAGACAGUGGCCACUAAAUUGGCGGCUGCCUUGGUUAUGGAGGGUCGUGAAGAUGUCUCGACGGCCGAUAUGGAUAAAUUAAUCUAUAUGUUUAUUUUAAUGGUUAAAUUGAACAAAACCAAACGUGAAGAUGAUGGUAAGGGUUUAUGCUGUAAUGAUAUUUUACCGGCAUUGGGUAUAGCAAUAAGUAAACUGCCAAAACCGACUUUAUCACUGGCAAACCUACCCGCUAUUGUAGAUGAUUUGCUAGAAAAUGAAGUAAAUGCUUUGGUUAAAGAGGUGGAAGAGGAUAUGGAAAGUGAAGUGGUGGCAAAUGAUAAAGAAGCUAGAAACGAUAACAAUAGCAGUAUGUUGGAAUCGCUAACAGAUUCUGAUCUGCAGACAUUAUUACAAAAUUUCAAACACUUAUCUAGUGAGGAACAACAUCAUUUGAUAGCCCAUCUCAAGAAACUGGAAUCGGCCGAUCCUGGACGUGUUGAAAAACUAAGGAAAUUUGUUAAUAUUUCAGAUCUAACAGGCUCCAAAGAAUCCUCCAACAAAUCGCACAAAACCUCCGAUAGUACACCCACAAAAUCUUCAACUUCUUCAAGAUCUAAAUCACGUUACGAGGAUACUCCUCCCUCGGGCAGUAGAAAAGCACACAAUGCUUUGCCGCCGGGUACAGAAGAUGAUGAUGAUGAUGAUGACGACAGUGGCGGCGGCCGAAGACGUGUUAAUCCCAAUAAAUUUAGUUUAGAUGAUGAUGACGAUGAUGAUUACAAUUUCGAGGAUGUAUUUAAGGCUGCCUCGAGCAAUGUCAAUCGUUUGUCUGAAGAACAUUCGCGUCAAUCUAAAUCACCCAUAGUUCCCGUAUCUUCAUCACCCAGUGCUUUGACAUUUAAUCCUGCUGGUCUCAAGACUUCUCUGAAUGAUACACAAAAUCUAAUUGCCAAUCUAAUGGGCUCUUUACAGCAAAGCAACUCCAAUUCGGCCAAUAAGGCAUCACCCUCCUCCUCUACAGCAAAACCAACAACACAACCACAACCAGUGCCACCCAUAGCCGCCGCAACACCUCAUCAACAGCAGCAAACACAAGUGCCACCAACACAACAUGCCAAUCAGAUGGCAUUCUAUCAGCAACAACAGCAGCAGCCACAACAUCAGGCCUAUCCUCCGGGUCCCUAUAAUCAAAUGAAUCCUGCUCAAGCUAAUUACUACAAUUCCAUGGGUGGCUAUAAUCAAAAUCCCUACGACGGCUAUCAGCAAUGGCCCCAAGGUCAACAACAAAUACCACCUCAAAAUAUGCAACAAUUUGGUAUGCAAGGUUAUGGCAUGCCACCCCAACAAAUGGGCUACAAUAUGUAUGGACAAGGCCGCAACUAAGUUGUAAAAGCUUUUUUCUCAUUAUAUAAAAAUUUCAAUAUCACAAAAUAAGACUAGUUAUAUAAACAAAACAUUAACAAUUGAAAUAAAUUACAUUUAAGGAUACUCGUUUUG